ACUGUUGGGGAGGGGAGUGGAACCUCAACCCAGCACGUUAUCAUGAUAGAGUCUGCAGAGGCUGCAGGUCCUGGAGGAUCAUCUGCGGUCAAGCAGGAGAGGACUGAAGGAGAGGAGAACCCACAACAGAGCAGAGACAUCGAGACUGGAACAGCGGCUGUACUAGUGCCCCCUGCAGCCACGGAUCACCUAUCCACUGCUGCGCCCCAGCCCAGGACGCGAUGCAGCAUGGUGGAGGUCAGUGGAACUCCGAACGCCGCCCUCAAGUCAGAGAUGAACACAGAGACUUUAGUUGUAACACAGAGGCUUUUACACACAGGAUCUGACCACAGGCCAGACCCAGAGAGUCUGGGGCUGGGGAGACUGGUCUGUCCACCUGCUACCGGAUCAGAGUAUUUACUUUACAGUAAUCCAAGACCGAGGACUGUUCAUUCCCAUCGGGACUCAGGUGACACGUUAGAGACUGGCAAUGAUCCGUCUUGUUCUUACUCUACAGAGGUGGACCAUGGCAACAUGCCCUUGGAUUUGGAGACACAGACUGAUCUGUCUAGAGCGGACUGGAACCCCUACAGUAGUAGUGUAUACUCUGAAGGGUGCCUAGAUAAGAAAGGGGAGGUUAUAGUGGUAGAUGAAGUGACUGUGAAAGUGGAGGGCGACGCUCUUCUGGCAUGGAAUGUAGACGAGGCUCACUUAGGAGAAGGACACUCACAUGGCAGAGAUUUCUUAGAUUACAGGGGAAGCUUAAAGACAAAUCUAAAUGUCCCGACUCACUCCCCUUUACACGCGUUCAGGGAUCGCGACCCAGUGUCCACAUCAAUGGCACCUUCCGAUUCACAUGGCCGCGUCUUUUUCGAUCAGGUAUUGAACUCAAACGACAUGGCCAGAGCUCAGGGAGGGGGAGCCACAUCAGGCAAUAGUAAAGAGAAACAGUUCCUCUGCAUGUUCUGUAACAAAGGCUUCACCUGCCCUCAGAAGGUGGAGAUCCACCAGAGGGUCCACACAGGAGUGAAACCCUUCAGCUGUACCCAGUGUCACAUGCGCUUCGCCCUGGCUGGCAACCUGAAGAGACACCAGAUGGUCCACACAGGGGAGAAACCCUUCAGCUGCCCCCAGUGUGAGAAGAGGUUCUCCCAGGCUGGUGACCUGAAGAGGCACCAGAGGGUCCACACAGGGGAGAAACCCUUCAGCUGUACCCAGUGUCACAUGCGCUUCGCCUUGGCUGGCAACCUGAAGAUGCACCUGAAGGUCCACACGGGAGAAAAGCCGUUUGCCUGUACACACUGCGGGAAGAGGUUCUCCGAGAGGAGCUACCUCAGUAUACACCAGCAGAAAAAACAUUCCACUCUAUAACAUAGAAAGUAACCAUUCCACUCGAUAUCCUCUGACGUUUAGAUGAAACCCUGCACAAAGACAAAUAGAUUGAUAUUGUUGUCAGCGGAAAAUAUCCACAGAUUCAUUUAGAAUAACGAGUGUAACAGAUUUCAGUGUUGAAUAUUGCAUCCAGGCAUUGUGUGAUAUACACGGAGUGUAUGAAACAUUAAGAACACCUUCCUAAUAUUGAGUCGUACCACCCCCUUUUGCCCUCAGCACAGACUCAAUUCGUCAGGGACAUGGACUUUACAAGAUGUCAAAAGCAUUUCCCAGGGAUGCUGGCCCGUGUUGACUCCAUUGCCUCCCACAUUUGUGUCAAGUUCCUUUGUGGUGGACUAUUCUUGAUACACACGAGAAACUGUUGAGCUUG
Oncorhynchus tshawytscha (Chinook salmon) is the source of this 1741-nucleotide messenger RNA. Its product is annotated as zinc finger protein 157-like. The record is from RefSeq and is a predicted model, not a curated record. The coding region runs from base 43 to 1350 and encodes 435 amino acids. Gene Ontology annotation, molecular function: RNA polymerase II cis-regulatory region sequence-specific DNA binding; DNA-binding transcription factor activity. The transcript has 2 exons. NCBI's taxonomy places the organism in Eukaryota, Metazoa, Chordata, Actinopteri, Salmoniformes, Salmonidae. Gene Ontology annotation, biological process: regulation of transcription by RNA polymerase II.